AAUGACAGAUGACAUAUUUAUUUAGAGUUAGAAGUCAAUGGAGUUGGACGAUGUGUGAUCGUUAAACAUAGGAAAUUGUCAAAAAUGAAAUUUGUUUCGUGAUUACAGUGUUGAAAUUAAUUGUUUUGAUGCGAAUAAUGCGAUAGCAGUGUGUUGACAAUCGUUAUAUCUAACACCGAAUAAUGUCAAACGACAACGAUCUGUUGAUAUCGCUGCCGCGUUCUUAUUUAAACGAAUUUUACAGCAAAUAUCUUAAUUUGGUUGAAACGUUUUACUAUGUUACGCUGUCCGAGAAUAAAUCAGCGAUCGCAAAAGAGAAACCGGAAUAUGUGUUUUUUAAUGUUAUGUUCAAUUUAAAUCCUGUGGAUGGCAAUUUUAAUCCUUACGAGCUUGUUGGCCGAAUACAAAAAUAUGUGGAGUCAUCUCUGGGCUGGUCGGGUGAGCGCGGCGAGGAUUCCAGCUACGACUCUGAAUGCGAUGAUGAUGGAGGACAUCGGACCGCCUCGCGCACGCCCUCCGACACACUCGCGGCAGAGUUCGCGGAGUAUGUCACAUUAGCGCCACCACCGCAGCCCAACCAGGCUAAGAUCGAUUUCGCGGUAAAGCUGGGCUACUCGGAACGGCUCGCGCGCACCGCCCUGCAGCGGCUGGGGCCGGACCCCCCGCGUAACGAGCUGCUAGGCGAGCUCAUCAAGCUAGCGGCGCAGAGGCCAGCGCGCCCCCUGUCACCCCCCGCGCCCGCCGAGCCCGAGCCCAGCGCCGAGCGCGCGCCGCUCCGACAUGUCGUCAUCGACGGCAGCAACGUCGCCAUGAGCCACGGUAACAAAGAAGUGUUCUCGUGUCGCGGUAUAGAGAUAUGCGUGGACUGGUUCCGAGCGCGAGGCCACAAGGAGAUAACCGUCUUCGUACCGAAAUGGCGGAAAGAGGCUUCACGACCCGACAAUCCGGUGGCGGACAGAGACGCCCUCGACCGACUAGAGAGAGAGCGGGUGCUGGUGUACACGCCGAGUCGGCACCUCGGCGGCAAGCGGCUCAUCUGCUACGACGAUCGCUACAUCCUGCGUCUCGCCGCCGAGACCGACGGCAUCGUCGUCUCCAACGACAACUACCGCGACCUCGCCACCGAGAGCCCCGACUUCCGCAAGGUCGUCGAGGAGCGCCUGCUCAUGUUCUCCUUCGUAAACGACCGCUUCAUGCCUCCGGAUGAUCCCCUCGGUAGAUCCGGCCCCACUUUGGAUGCAUUCCUGCGCGCUCCCCCCUCGAAAACGGACCCACCACCCGCCUGCCCCUACGGUCGAAAGUGUACAUACGGGAACAAGUGCAAAUUCCAUCAUCCGGAACGCGCCGGACGUCCGCACAAGCCGGUCGCAGAGAAGCUGUCCGAGCGGGCGGCCAAAGCGAUGAAAGCCCGCGACCUGCACACGCUCAGCCUGCCGCCGAGCGGUCGGCCGGCGGACAACAAGCGGCCGCUGGCGCGCGCCCACUCCGCCGCGCCGCGGGUGCCCGACGCGACCCUGGCGACGCACUUCGACCGCGCCCAGGUGGUGCCCGGCCCCUCGCAGCCGCCGCAGGAAACCCAUCCGAAUCACUCGAACCCGCACAGAAAGUUGGCGCGUCAGCUGACACUGAACCCGGCUUGCGACCCGAGACUGCACGCCCACAGGCACGCGGCGGCCGGGCGCGUGGCGUCGGCGCCGGUGGGUACGGCGGGCGCGGUGGGCGCGGCGGGCGCGGCGGGUGCGGCGGGCGCGACGGGCGGCGCUAUGUCGCUGUCUCCGUGCGCUUCAGAGGGCGCUCUGCAGCAGUGGGAGGCGCGUCGCCGCAUGCACUUCCACCUCGCAGGGAUCUUCCCCGAAGCGCACGUCGCAGAGGCGAUGGCCACCUUCCCCGAGGAGACGGACGCGCAGAAGAUGUGCGCUAUCAUCUUGGACAGGUGCCGGCCGAGCGAAGCGCCGCUUCCGCGCCUCUCCUUUCAUUAAUUGUCUAUUUAUUGCUGCUCGAAUUAUCCUCCGUUUCAUUUUGAAAUGGAGAUCAUAUGUUCACCGUAUCAGUAGCACAUCCCACUUGAAAACAUGUUACAAGAUGAUUUUGGAAUUUGAUUAGAUAUCAAAUUUUAAAACCAAUUGGACUGAAAUAGAAUCAUUGUAAUAUAUCAUCACACAGCCUUAGUAGCUUGGUAGCCUUCAAGAGUGUCUCAUUACUGUCGAAGUUAUUGCAUCAUAUACUUCUGGGAAGUGUAUGUGUUAUUUAAUAAUUUCGUAUUAAGUUUAUUUUUUAAGUUUGUACAAAUUACGACAUUUCGUAAAAAUUCGGUUCAACUUUUAUAUGACACUUGACCACAAUAAACUUCAUAUAUAUGAUA
Papilio machaon (common yellow swallowtail) is the source of this 2362-nucleotide messenger RNA. It is a transcript of the gene Regnase-1, whose product is annotated as probable ribonuclease ZC3H12D. Gene Ontology annotation, molecular function: RNA endonuclease activity; mRNA binding; metal ion binding. The transcript has 4 exons. Lineage: Eukaryota; Metazoa; Arthropoda; Insecta; Lepidoptera; Papilionidae. The record is from RefSeq and is a predicted model, not a curated record. The coding region runs from base 183 to 1979 and encodes 598 amino acids. Gene Ontology annotation, cellular component: nucleus; cytoplasmic ribonucleoprotein granule.